UAAACAAGACCUCUCAAAUUGCACGCAUAUUUCGGCACCGCGCAGUUUUGCGCAUGGAUCUCCUCGACCCCUUUCUAAAGAUGACGGAAGAACAAGAGAAAUGUCUAUCUGACUCCCCAAGCCCCAGCCUGUCGGAGGGCUCAGUGGGUUCCCCCUGCCCAUCCGGUUCGGGAUCUGACGCAGAGAAUACCCGGCCGUCUGAGAACGCGCUCCGCCGUGCAGACGAGGCACUGCUGGGCGACUUCAAAAAGGAUGAGGACGACAAGUUCCCUGCAUGCAUCCGCGAGGCUGUGUCCCAGGUACUCAAGGGCUACGACUGGACCCUUGUUCCGAUGCCCGUGCGUGUAAAUGGAUCUAUGAAGAACAAGCCGCAUGUGAAGAGGCCGAUGAACGCUUUUAUGGUGUGGGCGCAGGCGGCGCGAAGGAAGCUGGCGGACCAGUAUCCGCACCUCCACAAUGCGGAGCUCAGCAAAACUUUGGGAAAACUCUGGAGGUGAGUAUCUGAGAGAAGUGAAAAAGUAUUUGUUAAAGAGGCUGAAAGGCUCCGGGUACAGCACAAGAAGGAUCAUCCGGACUAUAAAUACCAACCCCGGCGGAGGAAGACAGUAAAGAAUGGCCAAAGUGAGUCAGAAGACUGCAGUGACCGGACACAUAUCUCCACCAACGCCAUUUUCAAAGCUCUCCAGCAGGCAGACUCCCCUGCCUCCAGCAUGGGGGAGUUGCACUCUCCUGCUGAACACUCAGGCUCACAGGGCCCUCCAACCCCUCCUACCACCCCAAAGACUGAUUCCAGCUCAGGUAAGAUAGACCUGAAGCGUGAAGUGGGGCUCCGUGCUCUGCCUGACGGCACUGUUGGGCGCCAGCUAAACAUCGAUUUCCAUGAUGUAGACAUCACUGAGCUGAGCACCGAUGUCAUUUCUCACAUCGAGACCUUCGACGUCAAUGAGUUUGACCAGUACCUACCGCCCAAUGGCCAUCUGGGUCUAGCUGGCACCACUCCCAUCAGCUAUAUUGGCAGCUACAGCAUCAGCAACGGGGCCCCACUUAGUCCACAAGCAGGAGGGGGGGCAGCCUGGAUGACGAAAAGCCAGAACCAGCAAGGAGAGCAGCAACAGAUUACCCUAACCACAUUGGGGGGUGGGGGCUCAGAUGCUCCUCAGGCCCAGCCAAGGACCCAGAUCAAGAAAGAGCAGCUCAGUCCAAGUCACUACAGCGACCAGCAGAGUUCCCCACAGCACAUUACCUACAGCCCCUUCAGCCUGCAGCACUUCAGCCCCUCCACCUACCCAGCCAUCUCCAGGGCACAUCAGUAUGAGUACCCUGAUCACCAGGGGGGAGGUACAUCAUACCACAGCCAUGCGGGGGCAGGACAGGGCUCAAGUCUGUACUCUACUUUCAGUUACAUGGCAACCCCAGUCCAGUCCAUGUAUACAGCCAUAGCAGAUAACGCAGGGGCACCAUCGAUCCCUCAGGGCAGCUCGCAGCAUUGGGAGCAGGCUCCAGUUUACACCCAACUCACUCGACCAUGAGUUAAGAGACGCUGAUGCAGGACACAAAAACACAAAUCUUACAUAUAAAACUUAACACUUUAUGGGGGGGGCUUUCCCUGAAUAAGACACUUGAAUUCAAAGAAGAGAAUUGCUACACUAAAUGGUUGGCUCACUUAGUGCCUUGCUUAUUUUAUCACAUUAGGAGCAUAUAUUUUUGGAAAGAGGAAAACACUUAAGACAAUCCUCUGUGAGGAUUUAUUCUUUGUUAAUAUUUCUUCAGGUACUGUGUAUGAUUUAUUAUCAAUGGUGGCAGUUUUAAGCUCAAAGAAGGAGUUGGAGAUGUUGAGGCUUUGCUGCAGGGAUGUUUUCUUUAAAAUAAACAGCCUGUCAGAUCAGAUGGAAUGAUGGAUUUUAAGGUUUACAAACUGAGCUGUAAAAGAGGUUCAAAAAUCUAUAUUCCCAUUCUAAGCUUCUCUGUGAUUCUGUUGUAAGCGGAUGAUUAUAUGCUAUUUUGCAAGUUUGGGUUAUUGCAACAUGAUUGUUAGAAGGGCUAUUAUGCAACAUAAGAGAAAACAUGCCAUUAUAAUUAUCUGCGUUUCUAAUGGAGCGCAUUUCACCUUCUGUGCCUUGAUGUUCCUACUUUUUAACAUUUUUUUCUUUCAAACCUUUUGUACGCUUGUCCUGUCACGGCCGCUGCUGAGGCCAUAAUUACCAGUUUAUAGCAUGCGUUUAAAAGCUACAGGAAAUCACCUUUAACCCUUGUGGGUGUCCCCCCUGUUUCUCCCCAUCCCCUAUAGCAUGCUAGUGCCCUCAAUGUCCCACCCUAUUGAUCAAACCCAGUUAAACAUUAUAUUUAUUUAUUUGUUUGUUAGUUUUGACUUUAGUUUUCAUACUGUUGUAAUAAAUAUGGAUUUUCCUCCUUGUGAUGUUGAAAGCAUAAACACUUUAUCCCAUUUUUUUCUCUUUGCAAGUUUUAGAAAAAAUGGUACAUGCUGUAAGUUUUUGUUGUUUAUUUAUCUUAUUGCAUCUCAUAAAUUAGUAUUUUAAACAUUUGAAUUUUUUUAAACAUUAAUAGUAGUUUUUUUCAUAGUUGUAAGGUUUCUUUAAGUGUGAUUCAAUACCAUGGCUGGAAGAAAUGGAAAAUAAUUUCACCUUUUAGUGUAUUUAA
This is a messenger RNA of Cyprinodon variegatus (sheepshead minnow), 2658 nucleotides long. Its product is annotated as transcription factor Sox-9-A-like. Lineage: Eukaryota; Metazoa; Chordata; Actinopteri; Cyprinodontiformes; Cyprinodontidae. The record is from RefSeq and is a predicted model, not a curated record. Gene Ontology annotation, molecular function: RNA polymerase II cis-regulatory region sequence-specific DNA binding; DNA-binding transcription factor activity, RNA polymerase II-specific. Gene Ontology annotation, biological process: negative regulation of transcription by RNA polymerase II; positive regulation of chondrocyte differentiation; oligodendrocyte differentiation. The transcript is spliced from 4 exons. Gene Ontology annotation, cellular component: nucleus.